Centruroides sculpturatus (bark scorpion) is the source of this 993-nucleotide messenger RNA. Its product is annotated as putative fatty acid elongation protein 4. Gene Ontology annotation, molecular function: fatty acid elongase activity. The transcript is spliced from 2 exons. Lineage: Eukaryota; Metazoa; Arthropoda; Arachnida; Scorpiones; Buthidae. The record is from RefSeq and is a predicted model, not a curated record. Gene Ontology annotation, cellular component: endoplasmic reticulum membrane. Gene Ontology annotation, biological process: very long-chain fatty acid biosynthetic process; sphingolipid biosynthetic process; fatty acid elongation, polyunsaturated fatty acid. Bases 122 to 940 code for a protein of 272 amino acids.
AAAUGAACACACUUUUAUAACUUAAAAUUAGAGAACGUAUAAAGAAGACAUUUGGAUUUAAUCCAAUAUAGAUUUUAUUCAACUGUUUGAUUUGAUCUUAUCAUUACGACGUUAUCCAAAAAUGAAAAAUUACAACAAAACGAUUACAGUUGAAGCUUUCUUUUUCGAAACAGUUUUCACUGCUGAUGCUCUAAGAAAUUUCUUUCGCACUUACUGGCAUUAUUCCAUUUUCAUAUCCAUUUUGUAUGUACUGGCCAUCAAGAUCCUUCAGCGUUACAUGAAAGAUCGACCUUCUUAUAACUUCAACCGUGCAUUCACCAUAUGGAACGGGAUUUUGGCUGUUUACAGUAUUUGCAGCUCAAUCAGAUUAAUUCCAAUAUUGUUCGAACAAUUUAAACAUUUUACUUUUUACGAAAUAGUUUGUAACAAAAGUAUUGUAGAAAAUACACCACCGAUUCUGUUUUGGGUUGCACUGUUUGUGUUUUCGAAACUUUGGGAAUUGGGAGAUACGAUUAUGAUAAUACUUCAUAAAAGAAAAUUGAUGUUUCUUUACAGUUAUCAUCAUCCUACUAUGUUGAUUAUGUCAUGGUAUGCUUCUUACAAAGAAUCGAGCUAUCUAGUCAUGAUUAUCUACGUUAAUCUCUUUGUACAUUCAUUAAUGUAUACCUAUUUUACUGUAAAAUGCAUGGGGAUUAAAAUUUCUUCGACAAUUGCCAUGUUCAUUACGGGGUUUCAAGUUGCUCAUAUGUUGUUUGGAGUAAUGCUUACAUGUUGGAUUUAUUGGUUGCUCUUAAAUGAAUAUCAAUGCGACACUCCUUUUGAUAUUUUAAAAUUCUGCUUUGUUGUAGCUCUGUCAUAUUUGUAUUUGUUUACCCAAUUGUUUUAUAAAUCUUACGUUUGCAGACCUAAGGUAAACGAAGAAAAAGAGAAAACACAAUAGUACGUUGUUUCGUGCUAUUGACUCAAAAUUGAAUUACUCAAAAAAUUUUUAAU